CGUUAACGGAUUAACGGUGCCCAGCUCUGGCGCUGACCACCCACCGCGGCCCCGGCACUUGACAUUCUGCCCAAAUCCGCGCCACCACUUGAAGGGAAAUGAGAACUACUGAUAAUUUGUAAUCUGGCAACUCAACACACCAUAGACUGUAGAUAUUUUUUUUAAUAAGUUGCGUACAGUAUCAAAGGAUAUGAAACCUAUCAGCCAAUUCAAUUAUCGCGAUAUUUAUGAAUCGUUCAAUAUUUAUAGUUUUAUCUUUAUAUUUACCAUAUACACUUUUUCAUGUAUUAUAUUUAAUCAGAUAUGAAAAAUGGCAACUAUACUGUCAUUAUUGUGUGGUAUAUUUAGUUUUUUUUGAAUGACUGGAAUACCGCCUAUGACCGCAUGGCUCAACCAUGGCUCAAAAGUGAUGUGAUUGGUGAAAAUAAUAUUUAACAUCAGCGUAGCCAAUCGUAUAUAAGAGUUCAGAAUAAAAGUGUACGGAAGAGAUCAAAUAAAAAAAUAUAUUUCACGUACAAAAAACUACGUACGAAUGAUUUCCCAAUCUGAGCGAUGGCAGUAAUUUUCGCAUUGAUAAUUUGUUACAUCGCUUAUACGUUUCGUAAUUUGUAGCACAGUAGAAAGCCAGGAUAAAGGAAAUUGAAGUGUUAUGAAUAACAAAAAAUAUUUGAAGAUGUUGACCAAGUUGACGUAGCGCAGUGGGAGAGGUAUCACUAACUCGAUUACUCAAAUUGAGUUAUGAUUCCUUUGCAUAGGUCUCCAAUAUUUUUCUAAUUAGAAAAAAUUAGAUGGCAACGCAGUAAAAUGUGGCACUUUGAUGUGAUGAACGGGUCUGAUUUGCCUCCCGUAAGCGAGGAUACAUUUUGUAAACACAUUUUAAACUCGAGGAUAAAUAACUCAAGGGUCCGAAUUUGGGAUCUUAUUAUACUAAUACCGAACGCUCUGUUCGUGCUGUUCCUAGUUGUGAGGUUUAACAAGGCGCAGCUGAAGCUGCGAGCGACAAGUAGCCCGAUAUUCUUGACAUUUUAUUCGUUGGUGUGGGGCAACGUUAUAAUAAGUGUGGUGAGAUGUGCGGUGGCGAUGACGCUGAAUGCCCCCAUGCCGCUGGGUGGGCAGGUGGACAAGGUGUUGUGGGUCAUGGUGAAGUUUUUUUUAUUGGCUACCGAGAUGAGUGUUGUAAUCUUCGGGUUAGCAUUUGGUCACAUGGAUAGCCGGAGCAGUAUAAGAUAUGUCCUGUUGGCGACCUCCUUCAUAUCACUGGCUUUCACCAUAACUCAAGGAACGCUAGAGUUCAUGAAGACUGAUGAUGACACUUUGAUCGCCGGGGAUACAGACUUGUUUGAACAUGGAGGAGUACUGUUCUGGUUUACUUCAUCGCUUGUGUUUGCAUUUAUCUAUUUUCUGAUAUUGAUAUUGCCCUGGACACCACUGAGAGAAUAUUUGGCGUUACCAACGAAACUGUCCUUCUACCUAUACAUCCUCCUACUGGCGCUCCUCGACGCGACGCAAGCCGCCGGCGCGGGCAUGCUGCUGUGGGGCCCGAUACCCUCCGGGCUGUGCGUCGUGGACGUGACCACGUGGCUGUACUACUCGCUCUACACGCCGCUCGUGUACCACACAUUCCUCAGCGAGUUCUUCAGUGUAUCCCAGCCAAGCAUCAUGUUCUCAUACAAGGCGCAAAUGGACGAACCCCUAGACGACGAUCAAGUAUCGCUGCCACACCAGCAAAGCUUCAGCUCGCUCAAGACCGAUUCGGAUUACAUCUACCAGCAAAGCAACAGCGUGUACGACAGCACCCUGUUCGAGGCGGGCGGCACCACGCCCAUGAACCCCGUGUACUCGGCGUCGCUGCAGAGCCCGGACUCCAUCGCCUCCGCGCAGUCCACAUAACGAUAAGGUCACUCACUCAUCCAAAGAUAUUAGUGAUAACUGAUUACUUAGGUGCGGACGACGUUUUUGGGACAUAUUGUGAACGUGCAAUUUUAUAUUUUGACAAAAAAGAAAGUUUCUGAGCCUUGCUUUUUAAACCACACUGAAAUGACCGAUUGAUGGCCCCAAUUUUGCCAAAUGACCUGCCAUUUCAGUACAAGCAUGGUACUAAAGCAGGAUUACAUAGUAUAGGCCAGGUAGUGUCUGAGAUAUAGAAACAGAUUAUGAGAAAAGCUUUUUAGUUCGGACCCAAAACCAUAUCAACUUAAAUGCGUUCAUUUAAAAGAACCCAUUUACCCCAAAAACGUUAACGUCUGCGUAGUACCGUCAUAAAGAAAGAAAUAAUAAGAUGCACAAAGUGAUACAAAAUAUUUUCAAUUUAAAUGUAUAACGGUGUAACGCUCGUGUGUUGUAACGCUUGAAAAUAUAUCUCCAGCCUACUGUACGAGCCCAUACUUCGCCACCCAGUUCACCUGUAAAAUUGCGUCUAAAAUAUUUUUUACCGUUUUCUGCGUCUUAUUAUUCCUAUAUCUAUGUUAUCGUGUAACGAUUAGGAUUAAUAUAGUGCUACUUAAACUUAUCUCUAUCAAUUUCUAAAAUUAUUUUCUAUUGACCAUUAUGUAAAUACAAUUUAUUUUUGUGAUAUCGUGAGCCAGUGAUCAAACGAAUGACGAGACUGUAUGACACCGUUUCUGCUUAACUUUAACGCGGUUGUCACACUGAUGUAUCGCACCCCGCUCUGGUGUGUGAGCGAGACAGCGCUAUACACAUACGUUGUAUUUUUCAACGAUAAGCCAUCUUUGCGAGGCGGAUAAUACAAGACAUACUGGACAACUUUAACUAUAGGCCCAAACUUGAAAUCGUCAAAAAAAUUGUCUGUUUCAUACAUAUUGGCAGAUCAAAUGUACACGUUUUCUAUAAGGAGGCAAUGUUUUUUGAGAUUUCGGGGUUGUUCCCAUAAUAUAAGUUGAUCAGUAUGAUCUAUAUGUCGGCGGCUGACCGUAAGAUCAGGCAGAUCGUAAUGUUCCUGUGUAAUGUUUUGACGGUAGUCACAUUUAACUAAAGAUGCCCGAAGGGCAAACUUUCCAGAAAUAGGAGCGGGGCUCCGUCUACGUAGGGAACGUGACAAAGAUUUUCACGUUUCACGAUAUGCCUAGAAAUCUCACGAUCUGCCUGAUCUUACGAUACAUUCUCCUCGCAAAUUAUGUAUACCGAUGUCCCUCGCUAAUGUGUACUGAUGUGAUGAUGUCCCUCUGGCACUGUGAGCGGCGAGCGAAUCGGCAUCCAAUGUGAAGACCGCCUAAUCAUAUAAUGGAUCCAUCCAUAUGACACUAGAUGUAUGUUAAAUAAAGGUAAUAUGUAAACGAUGCUGUGACAUAGUGAUUUUUGUAAUUCCAACGUCUCUCAGAUGUUGCCUUGUCGCUUGAGAUUCUAUGCGCUCUAUCGUCAAGUUUGACUAAUAUGCGAAUUCGAAACGAAACCAACUUAAUUGUUCCUGUAGCGGACAAUUAUCGCUUUAUUACUUUAUAGUUCGUAUCAUCCACGGUGAUGCGCCGAUUUGUCAAAUCUAACCUUUAAUUAUAUGACAAUACGUCUUUAUCCACACGAAACAAUGGUAUUCCGGACACUUAGAAGGCGUGCGCGACGCAGCCUUUAGAUAGACGCCUCCUUGACACUUGAGAUGUAAGGCCUGGGGGGGUACACAUAGUGCCGGACCAGACGCACGCAGAACACGCAGCAAGGCUGUAUUGGGUGAAGUUAUUUAUAUAGUAAAGGAAUAUCAGCUCACACGUCGACCUGUGUCAUUUAUAUUUUGUUAUUGAUUUUUUGCUUACUCUGUACUCGUAGGUAUUUUUUUAUAUUAUUUAGUAUAUUGUUUAGAAUAUUUAUUUCAUGUUUUGCUUUACUUUUGCCAACCAAUCCGCAGUCCAAUAGAGUCAGACCAAGCUAUGUUGGCAGCGAUUUUGAUAGCCCAGACGGUGCAAGUGUUAAACAUCAAACUUCUGUGAAAUUAUGACGUUUACUUACCACUUGCAACGUCUGGGCUAUCAAGAUCGCUGCCAACUUAUCUUGGUUUGACCCUAGGUUGCGUCGAUUCUUGGUCGUUCGCCGCAUCGAACAAUGUUAGUUGCCUGGCAAUCUUUUACUUUGAUUCGGGAACCGCAUUAAUUGAACGACCUAUUGUGAUUGUUGAUACCCUUAAUUAUCCGCCUAUAAUAUGUAGGUACAUGUCAUUGAUUAUGGUUGGUAGUCACUGACAACUUGUGAGAUACUUUAAAACAAUUUAGCUAUAUUGCAUGUCUCCUAGGCCCUAUUUAGGGAAGACUUUAGGGAAACUCCUCAUGGUGCGAGUUUCGAAUUUGCAAUUAGUUAAGCAAAGAACUUCAAUUCUGAUUCUACUCCAUCCAGUAAGAUAGGAUAGCUAUCAAGUCAAUUUGUGAAUGAAAUCGCCUUUCAAAAUAAAGUCCUAAUCAUUAGGACAACGCGAUAAGCAUAACUUUUCUCUAGCGAUUAAUUCACUUGCAAGUUGAAAUAUCCAGUAAUUAGCACAUGUUUUUUUGUCAUUAGCACCCAGCUAUGCAGUUUACGACACUUAUGUAAUUAAUAUAAGGCUAAGCGUGCCAAUGAUUAGAACUGGAGCGCGUUUUAUUAAGUUGGUAAUGUGUAAUAUAAGACAAAAGAAAGUGUCUGGGUCUGACAAGGCACACAACAAAUCACAAUAAAACAGACAUCUGUAGUGCGUGUGAAUCUAGUGCCUGGUUCAGUAAAUUAUUGGAAUAGUUGGAACUACCUAAGGGUAUUCUCAUUUACCGCGCCUAGUUGGAGCAUAGUCUAGACUAGAUAAGUAAAUUUAAACUAUGUCCGUUUUUAUUUUUCAUCAGAGAAAAUGGUAUUGAAAUUGAGAAAAUAAUUGCUAUUUGUUCCAUGUCGAUGUAAGCGAAUUAUAACUUCCUUUAAAUAAAUUGGUAUAAAACAGUAGUCAGGUUAAAUAAACCCUCCUUUGGGUUAUUCCCACUAGUUACCAAUGGUAACUACUGGGAAUUUUUACCCACCUUUUACCACUAGGAAAAAAAAAUCCCAGUAGUGACCAUCAACUCGUUUUGGUGGUAACUACUUGUAAAAAGUGGGAAAAAAAUCCCAGUAGUUUCCGCUGGUAACAACUUGGUGGUAAGUAAUGGGAAUAAUUCCCUCCUUUUGCUCUCAGAUCCGGUGAAUUUAAAAAUGACUUUUCAAAGAGCUUUAUUGUAAAAUGUAGUACUCAAAACUUGAAAGGCUAAUUGGAACAGAAUCUCAAUCUGUAAUGUGUCGUUAUUAUUGUCUAGAUAUGUUUGACUUAAUCUCCGCUCUCACUAAAAAAAAUAUUUACGCAGCGAGUUAACCCCCAACGUAUGUAUUUUUUUUUAGAACAUAGGUACAGUCAAAAGAUUUAAUCUGUGACCCAUUUCGUACCUUGCCAGUGACAACAGUAUGAGGUCUCUAGCGACUAUAAUGUUGUUUGUCACUGUCACGAGGUAUGAAAUGGGUCACAAAUUAAAUCUUUUGACUGUAUUUGACUAAAAUGCUUGAAUUUAUUUCCAAUCACGUUAUUUGUACACUGCUCUAGUAAAUAUUUCGACCGAAUGCCCCUUUUAAUGAGAGUUGGAUGAAUGUUAGAUUCAUAAGGUUUACUAUUUCUUGCGUUCAUAUCAUUUCGUUAACAUAUCUUGAUUAGUACAAACAAUACAUAGUACAUGUGUUAAGUAGUUAAAAUCAAAGCAAUAGACACAUUCUCAAAAAUUAUGUGCAAACUAUAUACCUAAUAUUGGUGACAAAUAUCGAAAUGACUUUCGACAAAAAUCAUUCCGAGAUAACGUCCAUCUCCUGUAUAAAUUAAGGCCCAUUCUAUUUUUAGAACGAGUGAAACAAAACCCAGUGUCCUAAAAAAGGUUUAACCUACCUAUUUUAAAAUUUCUGACUACACGCUUAAUUUUUUGUAAGUUACUAUCAUAAGCCGUUUUAAACUUUUGACUAUUAUGUUCUAAAAUAGGCAUUAAGCCUAAAACAAAAUAUUCUAAGACCACCGAAACUCAUCAAUUUCUGAGUUUUUCGUUUAAUUAAUGUUUAAAGUGAGCUCAGCGUAACUUAUUUUUUAAGUCACGACACUGAGUCUCUAGAGUUAGACCAAGCUAAGAUGGCAGCGAUUUUGAUAGCCCAGAUUGUGCAGGGGUUAUUUUAAACGUCAAACUUCUAUGAAAUCAUGACGUUUAAAUAACACUUGCACAGUCUGGGCUAUCAAAAUCGUUGCAAACUUAGUUUGAUCUGACUCUACCUGUAUAACCCUAAGAUAUCCUAAGGUCCAGUAUUUUAGCUCUAGCUACUCUAGCUAGAGUCAUAUAACGUAAAGUCAAAAUAGAAUUAGACAGAGUAACAAUUCACAUUCACAAGCCAUUUACUAUAAUCUCAUAUCCACGAAUAAGAUUUUAAUAUUUGCUAUUAAACUGGUGCAGAAUUUUAUAAAAUGAUUGUAUGAUUGAAAUUAUUUGAGAUGAACGAAAUACCUACAGUUUGUAUGAAAUAUGGACUCCUUUUGCACAGACAGUAAAGUCGAUAUUUGAAUGGAUUAUUUUGUUGAGCUCGUGUCAAAUAAUUUCAAAUGAUACUGCAGAAUGUUUAUUAUGUACCUAUUUUUCUUUAGUACGGUAAUGUUUAUCGUCGAUGGAAAGCAUUUAUUUCUUUUUAUCUUUCUAGAAAUUUUAUAAGUGCGAGAGAGACGAAUGCUUUUCGUCGGUGGUAGCCUAGGGAUCUUGUAAAUUGUCUAGUUUCGCUAAGAUAGUGCGAUAACGUGUAUUGUGAUUGACGCCAAUUGGUUUUAUAUUGUACUGUGAUGGUAUGCCUACUAAUUUAUUAUUUGUUGAGUUUUCUUUUUUUUCUGUUUAUCGAAGUAAUCUCUAAUAUUGAAUCUAUUGUAUUAGAAGUAGAGGACUUAAGGUUGGUGAUUUCUUAUUGGUUUGCGCAAAAUAUAGGCUCCGGCAGACGUAGUGAGUGAGCAUGAGCAGGUGGGGGUGGUUUGAACGUGGGCUCGUGUAUGGGACGAAUAAUUUAUUUGACAGGUUGUCAGUAUAACAAAUGGAGCUCACGAAGUUCACUUGGCCUCAGACUGGACGCAAAUGGCGCGCGGCGUGGGAAGCAGCUCAUUUGAAGCGUUGAUUCGCAGCUCGCCGCGCCUUACAGGCCUACCACUUAGGCGGUUGCGCGGUGAUUUACUUUUAGAGAUAGCCGAGUUUUGGACUAAAACUAUUUGUAUUAGGUACAUUUUUACUUAAUACAAACCUGCUUCACGCAGCCAAGCUUUCAACCAGUCCGUAGUUGACCACAACCUAUUACUGCCUACUUACUAUAAAAGCCGAUUGGUAAGACCAAUCGGCUCACUUAAGAGGCUGUCAAUACCUAAAGCGCGCACACUGUCUAUUUGUAUCGGAGUAAAUGAGAUAGCACUGUCGCAUGUUACUGCGCCUGGGAAAGGGAAUAAUAAGAAAAAUAUUUAAAUAAAAAAAAGUGGAUUAUUAGUGUAAUAUUUUACUCAACCACGGUUUAGAUAUAAAUGUUUUGAAAUUAUGAUUUUAAUUGCAGACCCAUAAGUCAAAACAAUAAAGACAUAAAACCGUUUAAUUGUGAUUUUAAGACCAAUCUUUGCAAUUAUUUUCUAUCGAGCCGAUUUCGUUCGAGUACAACCACGGUCUUGGAAAUAUAAUUAAUAUGAAUAUAUAUUUUUCUUACUUGACUAAAACAAAUAGUCUUUCUUAAAAAACUGUUUAAGUAACAUCAAUUUCAACGACAUUGGGUGUUGACAGCCUCUUAAACGGUAGACCUAGCAUGCAUGCAGGGCGGGCGCGGUGCAGUUUGCGCGCGGGCGGGCAGCGGUUCCGCGUUAUAUUUACGUAACAGCACACACUGCGUAUAGCAGUGGUUCCUAACCUUUUCAGUACUGUCACCCCGUUGGUUUUACCCCUCGUCCAUAAUUACUAAUAUUCUUUCUUAUAGCCUCCUGUAGGGCUAAGAUGGUUGGCUCUUUAUCAUUUGUCACCAUGCCAGUCACGUUCUAACAAGUAUGUAAGUGCGAAAGUGACGGGCAUAGUGAGAGGUGAUAAAAAUGGAACCAUACUGCCACCGCUGUAUCCCAGAAGCGAUGUUUUGUUUUUGAAUUUGGAACUAUGUCUUGUCUUGUGUUUAGUAAAAGUUAAAAAUAAUGUUUGGAAUUUGUCCUGUAUAAAGGCCUCUGGGACUCAGGAGGUAAUAUCUUUUUUCUUUGAUUAGCUGAUCACCCCCGUAAAAUACCAGUUUACGCCCAUGGGGGUUAUUACCCCCAGGUUAGGAACCACUGUGCUGCAGCAAUAUUUUCCCAUAAUUCUCUGGAAAUUCCUCCAGCUGUUAUGGUUGUAGAUGGAACUUAGCACGGGUUACAGUCACCAAAUAAUGAGAUGCUAAUAAAGCGGCUUCUCCUGGAAAUUUGUGAAUAGGUAUUGGGUAUGGCCAGGGGAAUGAUAUCUUUGUCCACUCAGGAGCCCACGUUUACAUUCACCUAGCUAACUCUCUUCAGACUUUGCAGUGACGUCUAUAAUGACAUUUCACACAUGGGGAGUUGGCUUAGACGGAUUUCUAUCACGCUCACAUUACUAUUUAAGUCUGGCGUAAGUUCAGAGCCAGUUUACAAUGUCCUUUUUUGGAAGGUGUGGCAAUUGGUCCAGUGUAAACUCGCCCUUAGGAAUGGGGUAAAACUGUAAAGCUAUUUCUCAUUAUACAUUACGAAACGUCGAAGCUCAUUUAGAGUAGAUAAUUUAGAUGGCGAUGUUUCGAAUAUUUUGCGCAGUCAGAUGUUUAUGGUCGAGGAUAAUCAGAAUUAAUCACUUUUAUUUAGAUGUAAGCAAACAAUAUUUGUCAAAGAGAGAUUUAUAAAGAGUAUAGGCCGUAA
This is a messenger RNA of Cydia pomonella (codling moth), 8878 nucleotides long. Its product is annotated as transmembrane protein adipocyte-associated 1 homolog. Gene Ontology annotation, molecular function: G protein-coupled receptor activity. The record is from RefSeq and is a predicted model, not a curated record. The coding region runs from base 805 to 1890 and encodes 361 amino acids. NCBI's taxonomy places the organism in Eukaryota, Metazoa, Arthropoda, Insecta, Lepidoptera, Tortricidae. Gene Ontology annotation, biological process: G protein-coupled receptor signaling pathway. Gene Ontology annotation, cellular component: plasma membrane. The transcript has 6 exons.